AAAUUACACAAAUGUAAUUAAAUUACACAAAUGUAAUUAAAUUACACAAAUGUAAUUACAUUACAAUAGUGUAAUUUAAUUACUUUGGACAUCCAUUACAAAUGCUCAAAAUAAUGAGUAAUUAAAUGGAACUUAAUUCCAAAUGCUGAAAAUAAUGGAUAAUUAAAUGGAUUUCAAUUACAAAUUAUAAAAGUAAUAUGUAAUUGAAUGUGUAAUUUGGAGACAAAAGUAUUUGCUGCCACCCAUCUCUGCGUUCAAGGUCGCGCUAGCUGGAGGUGCUUGAAGAUUACAUCUUAAUGAUAGCACGUGUUACUCUCUUCUACUCCCCCUUCCUGACUCUCUCUCUCUCUCUCUCUCUCUCUCUCUCUUCGAGGCGAAAGACCCUUGUAUCGAUCUUCAAGGCCUUCGACAUUCAACAAAAUUCUUCAUUCGACGUCUCUGAUAUUUCUCCACCCUGCGAAUGUUAUCGAUUAUGCAUAAAUUAUGCGAAUUAAUUAGAAUGAGCUGCGACACAAGAGUUCUUGAAUUUUUCCAAGAAAAACAGUGAAGUAAAACACGAAAGGUUUUACCUCAUUCGCUCCUGCUGCGUGCUGCAAAAUGAUGUAUAACGUCGCAGUAUUUCAUGCAUCCUAUCGACAAAGUGUCAUCCGUAUUUUAAAAUUCUGCCGUUAACUGAAUUUUUAGGUCAAUCGUUACGAUACGGUGUCUACAUGUGCCCUGUAAUAAUAACGCGAGGGUGCCGCCGAGCGGCUUGAUACAGUUCGGGUUACAGGUUUCGCACGUCGGUGCUUAUUUGCAUCGCGAUUAAUACUUUUAUGCAAACGAGUGCUUGAUCCGUGGCCAAUUGUACUCGUAUCCGACGUUAACAUACAUGUAGAUGCAUUCUUAUCUUACUGCGUCUUAUCUCGAUCGAUCAACUUCGCGCGCACGUUGCGGUUUUCUUUAUUAAUAAAUUAUACGUAGAUUUCACAGUCGUAGACUGGGAGACAUCGAUGCUGCCUUUAAUACUAUCGAAACAUGAAUUGCAACUCUAUACUCUCUCUCUAAAUAAAUAUUUUUCCUUUAGAUAUAUCUAAAUAUUAUAAAUAACUGCUGGAAAAAUAAUUUUUAUAAAUAUAACUCAAAACUUUUAUAUAAGUAUUUAUUAUGCAAUUUGAUCAUAUGAUUAUUAUCUCCGAAAGAAAUAAGAUUUUCAGUGUCACAUGAUUGACCCUAUUUUUCGCAUACGUCCCUCAGAAUAGAGAGGCAUAGAAUCGCGAGUUUUGCGUCGAGUACAAAGGGUGAAAGAGCGCAAAGGGUUAAAGAGCGCAGGUCCCUCACGACUCACUAUGUCGACCGCGAAUCCAAGAAAAUGAACCCAAGGCACCGAGGUGAGGGCGGGCGGUUGUGGAGUAAGGCGAAACGUAGGGCGUCACGCGAAGCAACCCCCGUGAAACUGGAGGUGGCUCGAGAAAUCGCCGCGGUACGUUCCCUGGCGGAUUCGAGCCAGUCUGCAGGAUGAGGCGCGCGACGUGGCUGCUUUUCGCGUCCACCCUGCUUCUCGUCCAGAGGAUCCAUGUUAGUCGCGCUCAGAGAACCCACGCACGACAGGGUCUCAACCGUGAGAGCCCGACCGUUACGAUACCGAGUCAAGGAAGCGUUCUUGGCAAAGAGGUAGCUAUCAGUAACUCGUUAAGACUGACGCAGUACCUCGGUAUCCCUUACGCGCAACCCCCGGUUGGCAAGCUUCGCUUCACGCGACCGGUGACCGAUCCUCUUCCUUCCUGGAACGGCGUGAAAAAUGGAACACAAUUCGCACCAUCUUGUCCACAAGCUUCGGGUCAACUUAAAUUGCACGAAAAGCUGUACAAGCGAUUGCUACCAUCAGACAUAUCCGAUCCAGGAUUCAGCGAAGAUUGUCUCUUCUUGAACAUUUUCGUCCCAAAUGAAGGAAACCGUCAGAGUGACCAAUGGCCGGUGAUGGUUUGGUUCCACGGUGGUGACUUCAACACCGGAACUGCAGCGAUCUGGGAUGCCUCUGUAUUCGUUACUAAACAAAAGGUGCUAGUGGUGACGGUGGCAUAUCGAUUAAACAUCCUCGGAUUCUUCACGACGACAGACACCGAGGCGUCCGGGAAUUACGGCAUGUUUGAUCAGAUCGCUGCCCUUGACUGGAUAAAGCGGAACAUCAAGUACUUCAACGGCUCGCCUAGUAACAUCAUCAUUUAUGGUCACAGUUCCGGUGCCAUAAGCGUGGGCCUACACAUGUUGAGUCCUCUGAGUAAAGGCAAGUUCCACAAGGCAAUUGCUAUGAGCGGGGACGCCAUCGGUUCCGUAGGUACGCUCGACAGAGAGAAACCAAUCGUGGACAUCAUAGCAGAUAGAUUUGGAUGCGACCGACGACCGACUAGUGCGCUAAUGGAAUGCUUGCGUCGGCCGCAAGCUGACUUCUUGAUCAAGCAUUCGUCUGACAUCGAGACGUGGGGCCCGAUCGUUGACGCCGAAACAAACAAUGAAACGGAACCGUUUCUUGCGCAACAUCCGAAGGACAUCUUGGAAAAUGGUAAUUUUAAUGCGGUGCCGCUGAUCGUCGGCUACACGAAUAACGAACAAGUUCUGGCGUAUAUGGAGACUAUCAACAGCCAAAAUUCAGAGGGUGGACUCUCUUCGGAAAACUUUGAAACGAUGAUCACCGAGGAAUUCACGGCGGCGGUGCAAAACCCGGAUGACAACAGCACCUGCGAAUCAAAGCCCGAGAUGGUGACGAACGCGGUACUGUUCUUCUACAGACCAUAUCCAUCCACAACAAACACGACGAUAUUUCGCGACAGAUACUUGGAUCUGCAAACGGAAAAGAAUUAUGCAGCUGGCCUGACGUUUCUGGCCAGCAAAGUAGCGAAGCGAAAAAAGGCAAUGGCUUUCGUAUAUCGGUUCGAUUAUCGUCCUAAAACACAACCGGUCACGAAGGACGUGCCGGAAUGGGCGGGCGUACCACAUAUGUUCGAACUCCCAUUCAUCUGGGGUCUACCGCAUCUGAUGGGCGGCACGACGCAAUGGAUAUUCAACGAUAAGAAAAUGUCCGACGUGAUGAUGGCAAUGCUGGCGACGUUCGCCAAGACCGGAGAUCCCUCUUUGACGAGCUCUACAGGAUCGAUCAAGUGGGAACCGUACACACAGGACAAUCCAAGAAUUUUGAUCAUUGAUAAAAACGUGGAGAUGAACGAGCCAGAUGCGGUGGACUAUAAGGCGCUUGCAUUUUGGAACGAGUAUUAUCCACAAGUCGUGAUGGAGGCGACAAACAAUUGUUGCAACAUCACGAGCAUGGCGACAACAUGGAGGAUAUUUUCUCGCAGCAUAUACCUUAGCGGCAUGGUGGCUACGGUGGCGUUUCAUCACUUCUGGCUCUAGCUCAGUCACAGCGUAAAGUAUUAAAACGCUGAAUUAAAAAAAAAAAGUGUUGUUGCGCUCGCUGUUGUAUAUUUUUAAUAGACCUAUAACGAAAGACGAGACGACGUCGUCGGAUUUUGCAAUUUUAUAACAAGAUCUCUUCCUACACUCUACUUUUUAGAAAUAAACGCAGUAACAAUCUUGUUAUACUCUUGUAGAAUAUAUAUCUCACGAAAUUCGCAUUUUCUUGUGUGGAUAGACUCUACGUACGUAGUCGCGAUAAUCGUUUCACAAUAUUGUAAGCUUUUAAAUUGAGUUCCCGCACUAGUACGUCUGUAUCUAUUGCGACAUGGUAGUUAUAUUAAAUUUUCCUAACAUUCGCAUUUGAUCUCAGUGCGUAUAUCACAAAGUUAUUUUAUUCCGUUUUUAUCUUACAACUGUUAUUUGAUAUAGAUAUAGAUUAUACGAAACAAGGAAAAAUUAUCUACAGAGGCUAAUCACGCGAACGGCAGAACAUGGUUUACAAACGAGACAAAGGGGGCUCGGAAUGAAAUAAAAUGAAAUCCAGGUUGCAUUACAAGAGUAGGAAACUUGGGCCCUUUUUUUAACAUUCACUGAUUUUUUUUAUUAUUAGCCUUAAUAUGGAGAGAUAUAGAAAAACAUACUUUGUUUGAGAAACAAACAGUUUGAUAACUUAUGAAUAUUUUGAUGAUCCGAUAAUAAUUAAUAAUUAAUAUUAAUAAUAGCAAUAA
This is a messenger RNA of Monomorium pharaonis (pharaoh ant), 4118 nucleotides long. Its product is annotated as carboxylesterase 5A. NCBI's taxonomy places the organism in Eukaryota, Metazoa, Arthropoda, Insecta, Hymenoptera, Formicidae. The record is from RefSeq and is a predicted model, not a curated record. The transcript is spliced from 5 exons. Gene Ontology annotation, cellular component: cell surface; postsynaptic membrane; synapse. Gene Ontology annotation, molecular function: neurexin family protein binding; signaling receptor activity. Bases 1498 to 3387 code for a protein of 629 amino acids. Gene Ontology annotation, biological process: modulation of chemical synaptic transmission; presynaptic membrane assembly; chemical synaptic transmission.